This is a messenger RNA of Anneissia japonica, 1945 nucleotides long. Its product is annotated as branched-chain-amino-acid aminotransferase-like protein 2. The coding region runs from base 557 to 1486 and encodes 309 amino acids. The transcript has a single exon. Lineage: Eukaryota; Metazoa; Echinodermata; Crinoidea; Comatulida; Comatulidae. The record is from RefSeq and is a predicted model, not a curated record.
UGCAAUCGUAUUAAAAACAAACCUCAUUAAGUAGGGCAAUAAACAAUAUUACAGCUCAGUUCAUUUAUGUGUUUAUUUCAAUUACUGUAUUCUGAUUCAACAUGUCGACAUUCGACAUGAUCAUAGAUCGACUUUAGUGGGCUAAAGCAAUACCCUAUUUACAUUGUUUUGAAUAAAGAAUAAUACUAUACUGAGUUCAUUUGGAUCCCAUUUAUUAAAAGCGUCAAAUAUGCAGUAAUAGAAUAUAACGAGAAGGAGUUUGAAUUCAGAUUGUGAAACCGGUCACUAUCUAUUCAUUUAUUUGAAGAUUUUCCAAGUUCGUAUAAAUAACAAUCUUAUCUUUAACAGGUCAAAGUCAUUGUAGUCCCUGUACAGAUAUUCAACCUCCAAAAACAAACACGCGACAAUGAAGUUUAUUUACGAUUCGUAAGCUUUGGCCAUCACUUUUAUCUAUGACCUUUUCAAAACAAUAUUUGCGACCAAUAAGAAUCGGUAAUAUGAUAUGAUAUCAAAUUACCUUUAAUCGCGAGCUUAUGUUCAUGACCACGUGACCCCAAUGGUAAAUCGACGACACCCACUUGCAAAUAUACUGGAACUCGUCAAUCACCAAACAAAGGUUAAGAUUAAAAGAAACUCAUUUGACACAUUUUGGAUUAUGGCUUCUGGAACAUCUUCACCACUUCGUGUCAUCGUUUGGUCUGCACCCCGUUGCAUGUCCACUGCGUUCACACGUUCCAUCAUGACCCUUGAUGAAUCAGAGGUCCUCCACGAGAACUUUGCAGCUGCAUAUUUCCUUGGACCUGAACGACCACUCCGAUUAGGACGUAAAGGGCUUUGUCUUGCACCUUACUAUACAUAUGACUACGUGAAGACCAUGUUUGAACAAGAUGUACCAGGUAAAAAAGUCAUUUUUGCGAAGGACUUUCCAUUUGCAUUACAAGGAAAAUAUGAUAAACUUCCCGAGAACUAUGUCCAUACUUUUUUGAUUCGAAAUCCAACAAAAGUGUUCAUGUCGAUACGAGACCGAUACAACACGUGGUUCAGACAACUGUAUUUUGGAACCGAAAUACAGACGUAUCAGCCUGAAUGUCAUCAGUUUUUUGAGGAAAUCUGGAAACUGUACGACCACUUGAAGAACAAGCUUAUGAAACCUGUCAUUGUAAUUGAUGUCGACGACUUUCUAAAGGAUCCAGAAGCAAUGAUGAAGAUUUAUUGUCAGGCAACUGGUAUACCUUUUCGAAGAUCGAUGUUGUCAUGGAAACCUCGUGGUAUACGACAGAUGGACUGGCAAUGUAGCAGUAUUUUAAAUAUUUGUGCAUGGCUACUUGGUUGGUACGAUAACGCGUUAAAUAGUAAUGGCUUCCGAAAAUCAAGAAGUCCGACCAGGAUUCCAAAGAAGUCAAUGUUGCCGCCAGACAUCAGGAAGGCUGUGGAAAUCAGUGAACCGUACUAUAAGUUGUUGUAUGACGAAAGAACUACAGUAUAAAUAAAUUUGUCCUGUGUUAUUAUAAAUGGGUCUUCCUAUAGAUAUCAGUGGCAGAUUCAACCCCCCCCCCCACACUUCCCCCGUAAAUUUCACCAUUUUUUUAAUUAAAAAAAAAGGAGAAUUUUAAUAAAAUUUAGGUCAGAGAGUCCUAUAUCCGGCCAUCUGGACGUGCCAUAAUCACUUAAUAAAACUUUUCUUACCUCAGCCCUAAUCAUGGUGGGUUCAGGUGGUCUUGGCUCUUUGCGAAGGUCCCUCCCUGGGCCCCCUCUAAUUCAAUUUCCUAGAUCCGCCAGUGGAUAUUAUAUUUGCUAUUUGAUAAUCUGUUAUAAAGAUAAUAAAAUGGAAAUAUAUCCUUUUGGGACGUUUAGAUUUAAAAACCUUAAAUAUCAUACAGAUAUGAUGACUAUCGAUGUGUGGCUGUGGAGAUGAUUAAAAGUGAUAACAACUAACAGUUGAAAA